Molecule: messenger RNA, 1618 nt
Organism: Penicillium subrubescens
Lineage: Eukaryota; Fungi; Ascomycota; Eurotiomycetes; Eurotiales; Aspergillaceae
Product: putative extracellular cellulase CelA/allergen Asp F7-like
Exons: 2
Coding region: 337-1425 (362 amino acids)
Source: RefSeq, a predicted model, not a curated record
GUAAAUUAUGUGACCCCUCCAACGGGGUUCUAGAUUGGUGGGCUUAUUAUUGUGCCUAAAUUGACGAUGAUUUAUGAUGAUUAGUUCUGUCCCUUUCUGACUUCUUUCUCCCUUCUCUCGUUGUUUUCUCUUUCGUUUCUUACACUCAUCUGUCUGCGACAGUCUUGCCAUUCUUUUCCAAGUCUGGGAUUCGAUAUCCAGACGUCCAUUCUUUCUAGCUCGGGAAUCGUGCUAUUAGUCUCUCAUUCAAUUGCUUCAGUAGCUGCGACAUACAACUUUUUGUCUUAUCAUUGAUAUACUUUGUUCAGCCGGACUUCUGAAAUCCAAUUCUACACAAUGAAGUACCAACGUCUCGCUUCUCUCGGCGCCGUCCUCUUCGGUGCUGCUGCUACUGUCUCUGCUAAGCACUUGGGCGGGCGUCAUGAGCACAAUCAGUGCCCCAAGGGCUACACUGUGUCCGUCUAUACUAGCUAUAGCACUGUGUACCUGACUUCCACUACUUCGGCUGCUCCAGAGAUUACCUCCACGUCCUCGCCUGUGGCUGUCGUGGACACCGCAGCUCCUGUCGACACUACCACUGCUGUUGGCGCUGAUGCCGCUUCGACUACCUCUUCUACCCCCGUGCCGACUAGCGAGGCCCCCGUCGCCGCUCCUACCCAGGCCACUGUUGCUGUCGUCGCCGAGCUGUCAACUGAGAACGCUGUUGCUGCGGCUGCUACUUCUUCCACCAGCCAGGAGGCUGCUACUUCCACAGCCCAAGCUGCUGCCAGCACCUCUUCUUCGUCUUCCAACACCUCCACCAAGUCUUCUACUUCUUCCUCCUCUGGCUCCACUUCCGGUGAAGCUACCUUCUACGGCGGCAACGUUGCUGGUGGAACCUGCUCUUUCUCCGGAUACACCUUGCCCAGCGGUCUUUUCGGUACUGCCUUCUCUGGCGCUGCCUGGAACAAUGCUGCCGAGUGCGGUGCUUGCGUUUCCGUCACUGGACCCAAGGGCAACACCAUUAAGGCUAUGAUCGUCGACCAAUGCCCCGAAUGCGCCGCCAGCCACCUCGAUCUCUUCCAGAACGCCUUCGCCGAGCUCUCCGACAUCUCCGCCGGCAUCAUCGACAUCACCUGGGAAUACACAUCCUGCGACCUCUCCGGCCCCCUGAAGCUGAAGAACAAGGAGGGUACUUCCCAGUACUGGUUCUCGAUGCAAGUUGUCAAUGCCAACGAGCCUGUGACCAAGCUCGAGGUUAGCACUGAUGGUGGUAGCACCUGGCAAAGCACUACCCGUACUUCUUACAACUACUUUGAGCAGUCUUCUGGAUUCGGCGUUGACACUGUUGAUGUUCGUGUUACGGGCCAGUCUGGCGCUACCGUUGUGGUGAACAGCGUUGGGUGCUCGUCUGGUUCGGAGAUUACUGCUUCUUCGAACCUGUGAAUGUGAUGUACAUUGGAGUAUAGUAUAUACGGGGGUUGUUGGAGUAAUAGAGAGAAUUGAAGUUUCUAAACUAUACAGAUUUAUCAUAGUGAGGUGUGAAGGAGUUGAUCAGAGUGUAUAAGAGAGGAGGAGCGACAGCUCGCGGUUUCCAAGAUUCAUGUUUCCUAAUACAGUGCUCAUAGGUCGGUAAAAC